This is a messenger RNA of Vicia villosa (hairy vetch), 1180 nucleotides long. RefSeq lists its product as uncharacterized. The transcript has 6 exons. Gene Ontology annotation, molecular function: cysteine-type peptidase activity. The record is from RefSeq and is a predicted model, not a curated record. Bases 433 to 792 code for a protein of 119 amino acids. NCBI's taxonomy places the organism in Eukaryota, Viridiplantae, Streptophyta, Magnoliopsida, Fabales, Fabaceae. Gene Ontology annotation, biological process: proteolysis.
CCUUUACUUGAUAUGUAUGUGAAAAAAAUGAUGAGGGUUGGAUCUUUAGUUCAAAUAAAAAUGGAGGAAAGUAUAUUUGGUUAGGAGUUUUUAGAGCAUCUACGUGUAGAGAAUAUAAAAGAGAUUCUUGAUCACAACUGGUUAAGUGCCUCUACUAUCACUGUAUUUUCCAGGUAUUUGUAUGACAAGUUUAUUAGUCCAAAUGGAUUAAUAAAUAAGUUCUCCUUCAUAUCCCCACAUGUAUCACGGGAGGAUAAUAUAGGAAAUGCUGUAGCAAAAAUACUCUUGAAAGAUGAGGAGUACUUCAAGGAUAAGAUGAUUCUUGCACCUUGCAAUCUAGGGUGAGAAUUCUAUUCAAAAUGUUAUUAAAUUUACGAGAACAAACUAUAUAUUCAAUGUAAAUUUUUAUUGCAAUAUUCAAAUGUUGGGUACAUGAAACAUUGGGUGUUACUUGUCAUCAAUCUCGAUGCUGAGGUGAUAUAUUACAUGGACCCGUUGAAUGGUGAGCCAACAAAACAUCAAAAUUUAAAAACCAAGUUUGAGAAUGCGUUGCAAAUUUAUCUUGCUAAUAGUAGUUCUAAAGUGCCUAAAGUCUCCAAGUCAAAGAAAAUUUCAUGGUCAAAAAUUCGGUGUCCCCGUCAAAUUAAUAGCAUUGACUGUGGAUAUUUUGUGAUGCGAUUUAUGAAAGAGGUCAUCAUGGAAAAUGAAAUUAUGAUCCCCGUAAAUUACUUUGAUGACCACAAAUGUCGUACCUACUCUAACGAUAAGUUAACUGAGGUCAAGGAGGAUUAGGCUACCUAUAUGGUGGAUGAUGUGUUCGGAAAACAAGAAGCAAUUAUUUUGCCUAGCUAGAAAAGUGAUUCGAUGUCUGGGUUCGGAAGUGCUUUGGUUCGCGAAGUGAUUACUACUUGAUGUUGUUUUGUUGUCAUUUCUUGAUUUUUUAGAUGUUUUUUCUCUAGUGUAGAAUAUAUGCUGUACUUUUUUUUUUGGAAUUUAGUUUGAUGCACUUGGACCAAAUUAAUUACUUGUGGCAAAAGUUUUAGCUUAAUUUCAUUGAGAUCAAUGUUGAAUCUGGUUUGUUAUAUCAUUUAUCACUAUUAUGUAGUGUAGAUUGAUCUAUAUACAUAGAUACAAUUCCUUCCAUAUUUUUUAAUUAAUUAUAUGGCAAUGGUAGAUAUGG